AUGUUACAAAGCAUCAGGGGCAGGAUCCCCUCUCGCCUUUUUUCUACAGUGUGUCAUAGACCAAGCUACCAUGGCAUCAAAUUCACAAGCCGGCUACCGUCGCUUCAUCUUACCAUCCCUACACACUCCGAUCCUAUUGCGCCCUCAAGGCAAUUCGCCUUCAAUAACCAUGCCCGCCUCCUAACAACAAUUACUAUUCCUCCUCCCAAUGCGAAUAAAUGGCCUCGCCGAAUCCGCCUUUUCCUUUAUGUUCUCCUAUUUAGCUAUCUGGGUAGCAUAAAUGCAUCAUUGGUGAUGAGGAUUUUUAGCGGCCCUAUAGUAGAGCCAGACAGCCCCGAAGAUGCGGAAAUAACUACAGCACUCAACGCCCAUUUCGACAAGCUUGAAAUAGUCAAGGAGCUACGUGCUAAUCCGGCUUACGCUGAGUGGGAGCCAUAUGGGAAUUUGACUGAAGAAGAAAGGCGGCGGAGGCUUACUAGUGGGUGUCUACGCGGGUCUAGAGGCUUGUCAUGUCAGCAUGUAUUCUACAACUCACAAGAAAAUGUCCUCAAAUCGGUUCUGUUCCUCGGCAACGCACUUGAUGGAUGGCCUGCUGUCGUCCACGGUGGUGCAAUUGCUACGCUUCUUGACGAGAACAUGGGUCGUUUAGCAAUUGAAAACCUUCCAGAACGCACCGGUGUUACGGCAAAUCUUAAUAUCACAUAUAAAGCACCCCUUUCUCCCGGCCAAUAUAUAUCAGUUGAGGCAAAAUUUAAUCCGGCGUUGAGUUCUGGAAGGAAAGUGGUUGUUGAAGCGGUCAUUAGGGACCAGACAGGGAGAGUCUGCUCAGAGGCCACCGCAUUAUUCGUAUACCCCAAGAAACUGAAGCUGAGGACAAUUGGCGAGAAAUUUUAA
Microsporum canis CBS 113480 is the source of this 894-nucleotide messenger RNA. RefSeq lists its product as hypothetical. NCBI's taxonomy places the organism in Eukaryota, Fungi, Ascomycota, Eurotiomycetes, Onygenales, Arthrodermataceae. Bases 1 to 894 code for a protein of 297 amino acids. The record is from RefSeq and is a predicted model, not a curated record. The transcript is spliced from 2 exons.